Coffea eugenioides is the source of this 1828-nucleotide messenger RNA. RefSeq names its product beta-fructofuranosidase, insoluble isoenzyme 1-like. The record is from RefSeq and is a predicted model, not a curated record. Gene Ontology annotation, molecular function: hydrolase activity, hydrolyzing O-glycosyl compounds. NCBI's taxonomy places the organism in Eukaryota, Viridiplantae, Streptophyta, Magnoliopsida, Gentianales, Rubiaceae. The transcript has 7 exons. Gene Ontology annotation, biological process: carbohydrate metabolic process. The coding region runs from base 204 to 1739 and encodes 511 amino acids.
UGGGGCAGUUUUGCAGUGAAAAGAUUUUAUGGGUUUUGGCACUAGUUUUCACUUGCGUUUUGGUUUCCAUUAAUGGCGUCGAAGCCUCGCACAAGGUUUAUCCUGAUUACCAGUCUCUUACGGCUUCAAACGUUGGGCGUCUGCACAGAACCGCUUACCACUUUCAACCCAAGCGGCAUUGGAUUAACGAUCCGAAUGGACCAAUGUAUUACAACGGUGUUUAUCAUCUAUUCUACCAGUACAAUCCAAAAGGUGCUGUGUGGGGCAACAUUGUUUGGGCCCAUUCAGUAUCUACUGACCUGAUCAACUGGACCCCGUUAGACCCCACCAUCUUCCCAUCGAAACCCUUUGACAAGUACGGCUGCUGGUCCGGGUCCGCAACUGUCCUUCCGGGGAAUAGGCCCGUAAUCCUCUACACUGGCAUAGUAGACCAGAACAAUACCCAAGUCCAGAACUACGCCGUGCCAGCCAACCUCUCUGAUCCGUACCUUCGAGAGUGGGUCAAGCCCGACAACAACCCCUUAAUUGUUCCCCAAGCCGGAGAAAACAAAACGGCUUUCCGUGACCCAACAACCGCUUGGUUGGGCCGGGAUGGCCGCUGGAGAAUCCUGCUGGGCGGUAAGAGGAAGCAUCGGGGAGUGGCAUUUCUGUAUAGGAGCAGAGACUUCUUGAGAUGGACCAAGGCAAAGCAUCCAUUGCACACCGCUGCGGGAACUGGAAAUUGGGAAUGUCCUGAUUUCUACCCUGUCCCAAAGCAAGGAUCAAAUGGGUUGGACACGUCCGUGCUGGGCCCAAAUGUUAAGCACGUCUUAAAGGUUAGCCUUGACGUUACUAGGUAUGAGUACUACACCCUCGGAAGUUAUGACACCGAUAAAGACAGGUACAUUCCGGAUGAUACAUCGCGGGAUGGUUGGAACGGUUUGAGAUAUGAUUAUGGCAACUUUUAUGCUUCUAAAUCGUUCUUCGAUCAUAGCAAGAAUCGGAGGAUUUUGUGGGGUUGGGCCAAUGAGUCGGACACUGCUUAUGAUGAUGUGACGAAGGGAUGGGCCGGCAUUCAGUUGAUCCCGCGAGUAAUUACGCUGGACCCCAAUGGCAAACAACUGUUGCAGUGGCCAAUUCCAGAAUUGGAAAGUUUGAGGGGGGAAAAUGUCCAUUUAAGCGGUCAGGUGCUUAAAAAAGGCGACGUUGUUGAAGUGACGGGAAUAACUGCAGCCCAGGCCGACGUGGAAGUGACAUUCUCCUUCGCCGCCUCUAGCUUGGACCUGGCAGAACAGUUUGACCCGGCGUGGAAAACGCUUGAUGCUCAGGACGUCUGCGGCCGGAGAGGCUCAACCGUUGAAGGUGGGCUUGGUCCAUUUGGUCUCCUGACGCUCGCCUCCGAAAACCUGGAAGAGUACACUCCCGUGUUCUUCAGAGUUUUUAAAGCCGGAUACCAGCAUGUGGUUCUCAUGUGCUCUGAUGCUCGAAGUUCUUCUUUAAUGGAUGGGCUGUACACGCCUUCAUUUGCGGGAUUUGUAGAUGUAGAUUUGACCGAUAAGAAGCUUUCCCUCAGGAGUUUGAUUGAUCAUUCAGUUGUAGAGAGUUUUGGGGCCAGAGGGAAGACGUGCAUUUCAUCCAGGGUUUAUCCAACCUUAGCCGUUUCCGACAAGGCUCACUUAUACGUAUUCAAUAAUGGCACUGAGGCUGUUAAAAUUGAGACUUUAGAUGCUUGGAGCAUGAAUAGGCCUAGGAUGAACUAAAUUUAAGUACCAACAUGUUUAUCUUUUUUUGCAUUGGAACACGACAAGGAUACCUUACCUUGUUCGCGUGGUUUGGUUUGAAUUAUAUA